CGAGGUGUUUUUAGCUGAUGUCGCUUAAACGCACCGUUUCCUAUGUUCCGAUCGCCGAAAGAAAAUUCAAAACCAAACGCCACAGAGAAAGCAACAAAACUACAAACGCAAGAACGAACUCGGCAUUGUUUUAACGAUGAAAUCAAAGCUUGCUCCGACUGUGCACCAACUGAUGGCACAAAACGACGACGAUGUUCUCCAAACAACUCCUUUUCACGGAACGUUCUGUCUGCUUCAAUUAUCCAUUGGAGAUUUUGGUGGUGUUAGUUUGAUGGGAACUAGUUUUCCAUGGAUUCCUCUCUCCGGACUUCCUCUUCUCGGACUUCCAGAUUCCGCUUCAGAGACCACGAUGAAAUGGAAAAUUCACCACAGUCCGAAUCCAGCUCCGACAUCUCUUCCCCGUCAAGCGAACGUGAAGAUGAGGCUGAGCUCCAAUCCAUGACUGGAAAGGGAAUCGAGCGUCUUUGCACGGAACUGCUCGAGUUGAAGGAAGCAUCGGAGGAGGAUUUCCAGGGAAGCAUAUUUGCUAAUUAUUCAGUUUUUGUAGGAAUUUUUGCGGAAGUAGAAAGCAUCACAAAUGAAGUAGUUCAGUUGAAGAGAAAAGUUUCGGCCCACAAAGGUCUUUUAAAUGAUCUUGAUGGCAUAUAUUUAAAGUUCUUAUCAGAUGAGAGUCAUGAGACAAUUGAGUCAACAAUGGCGGAAGUAGCUCUAGGGGAUGAACAAUCAAGCCGAAGCAAGAUGGAGGCUCACAUCAGUAAUGUUUCAGAGACCUUGGACAUUCUCCUGUCAGAGAACAGGAUUGAUGAAGCUAUAGCAGUUCUAGAAAUGGAAGAAGAAAAUUCACAAAAGAUGCAGUUUGAAGAUGAUUUUCCUCAUGAUGUGCUGAAGUCAUAUGCCUCUGCAAUAUCUGAAAGGAGAGUCGUGCUUAGGUUACAGUUGACCCUUGUUGCUGAGAACCCAAGAACUGCAAAAGCCGAAUUUCAGAAGGUUCUAUCUGGACUCUGCAGACUAGGCUAUAGUCAUCUUGCCACUCAAUUAUUGACUAAAUAUUACCAUUCUCGUAUUGCUACUGGAAUCCGUGAUAUGGAUUGUUCAAAAUCAUUGUUAUAUGGGCAAUACAUUAGGGAACUUGCAAAGUUUGUGUUCUCUAUGAUAUCUCAAGCAGCAAGGAGUUUCGUAAUGUUAUAUGGUGAAAAAUGUCCUUUUGCUUCAGAACUUAUUCAGUGGGUCUCUGAAGAAAUUGAAAUAUUUGGUUCUUCUUUUAAGAACUAUGUCACGUCCAUCUCAGAAAUAAGAGGUGGUCUGGGCAAAGCAGCAGAAGCUGUGCAGAUUGCAGUUUCAUAUUGCUCUUUGUUAGAAAGUCAGAGAUUAGUGUUGCGCCCUUACUUGGUCAAGUAUAUUCUGCCAUGUAUGGAAGAGGUUUUCCAGAUACAUAUAGAACACUUCAAGAAAGUAAUUGGUAUCUUUGCUGCAACUGAUGCCUGGGUUUUGGGUAGAUAUCUUGUAUCAGGAUUGAUGAAAGGAUGGUGCCCUUCUACUGUCAUUGGCGAACAAUCCGAAUAUUGCCUUCUCACUAACAGUGGCUGGAAGUUUGUAACUGUGUUGCAGACCAUCACAGAAGAUGUCGCCCCUCUAUCUACCCUUCAAAUGGAAGGUUCUGUUGUAGGAGGACUUGUUGACCUCUUCAUGGAGUAUAUAGUCAUCCUUGAAAGAGCCAUAACCCAUGAAACAAAUGGCAUGGAGAAAGGUGGUUCAAGAAUAAAUUUGGCUGAGUCACUACAACAAGAAGUUUCUGUUUUGGUUAAUCUGUCAACACUAAAACAAUUUUUCUCUAGCUUAGUCACAACCAUCUCUGGGCAAACCAAUCAUAUUGAUCCUGGGCAAAAUAAGAUCCAGUCAGAUGGAAUUCAGGAUACAGAACUUGACAGUUGUAUUAUGUUCCUUUGUGAUGCCUCUACUAAGCUCAGAGCUCAUUUCUUCCAGCAGUUUAUAAAUAGACUGAUGUCCCUUGAAACUGGCCCUAUUCCUGGGGUGGGAAAUUAUAAUGAGAGCCAGGUUGUUCGUGAUGGAUGUCAUGGUGUGGUGCCUUCUGUUCCCUUUCAGGUAUUGUUUCUGGAAUUGAGGAAAUUAUGUAAACUAGCUGAAGAGAAUGUUUUUGAAUUGGACUGGCUGAUAGAGCUACUGAGGGAGCUGAUGGAGGCCAUAUUUGUUUGGACUACAAACAACAAAGAGAUGUGGGCAAACAUUGGAAAGAAUUCUGCCAGUCACCGUUCUGACUGUUCCCAUCAGUUCAUUUUGGAUAUACAUUUUCUCGUGGAAAUCGCAAGGUAUGGAAGAUACUUCUUCGGCAACCCCUUAACGCUUGCAAUGCUGAUGAAAUCAGCCUUGGCGUCAGUUGGACUAGAUACUGAUAGGGAUGUUGAUGAUGAUGACUGGGCUAUAAACAUUGCCACUGAAACAAUUCAAAGGCUACUGGAGAUCGAGAAAACAACUGCAACUCUAAAUGAUGACCCUCUCAGUAUAUCUGAAGAGGAAAUUGAAAAUGAAUUUGAGUCUGCAGGAGACUCUGUUCUUGGUGACAGUAACAGUGUUUCAGAGGAAUCGUUAGAAUUGAAAGAGGAUGCAAGGGCCACGUAUGCAUCAGAAGUCACUAGGAGUUCAAAAACAUCGAUAUCGAGCUCAUAUUUCAGCCCCUCGGGAGGAUCCCUUGAUCUUGAGAACUAGGGUUAUUCUACCCAUAGAAGUGCUACUAAUUCUUCAGACACCGAUGGAGACCCAGAAGAUAUUGAAUCUGAAGAUGACAAAUGCAGUUAAUUGACAAACCUAAUAUGUCACGCUUACUUUCAUCCAGGUAUUAGUUGGGAAAGCUUCUGAUGUAAGUGGUUCCCAGUAAGGCAGCGAAGAGAAGGGUUUAGUGGACGAUGCAGAGUAGGAGUUGGGAAGAAGUAAAGUUUAUUUUGUAGUAGAUUCUUAUAAUAUGCCUUGUCAAUCAGAUUGAUCUCUUGAGGACUUUAAUAAAAUGAUUUUAUGAGUGAACAAGAGAAAUAAUGAAGACUAAUGCAUGAGACUGGUUCAAUGGU
This is a messenger RNA of Tripterygium wilfordii, 3080 nucleotides long. RefSeq names its product exocyst complex component EXO84B-like. Lineage: Eukaryota; Viridiplantae; Streptophyta; Magnoliopsida; Celastrales; Celastraceae. Gene Ontology annotation, cellular component: exocyst. The transcript is spliced from 7 exons. The coding region runs from base 289 to 2724 and encodes 811 amino acids. The record is from RefSeq and is a predicted model, not a curated record. Gene Ontology annotation, biological process: Golgi to plasma membrane transport; intracellular protein localization; exocytosis.